Molecule: messenger RNA, 513 nt
Organism: Aspergillus tubingensis
Lineage: Eukaryota; Fungi; Ascomycota; Eurotiomycetes; Eurotiales; Aspergillaceae
Product: HET domain-containing protein
Exons: 1
Coding region: 1-513 (170 amino acids)
Source: RefSeq, a predicted model, not a curated record
AUGUCACAAUCCCAGGAAUUGUAUCAUAAGCUGGACACUACUUUGAAACAAAUCCGCCUCGUUACCAUCGAACCUGGUAAAUGGAGAGAUGACAUCCAAUGCACCCUCCGAGAAACCUCGCUAGCCGAUUCGGAACCCUAUGAGACGCUCUCGUAUGUCUGGGGAGACCACACGAAUACGAAGAUUAUUACUGUGAAUGGAAGGAAUUUCAAAGCUACGGCAAACCUCGAAUCAGCCCUCCGUCAUCUACGCCGGGACACUCCACGGACUAUGUGGAUUGAUGCUAUAUGCAUCAACCAGCGGGACCUGGGAGAGCGUGCUUCGCAAGUGAGCAUGAUGCGUGAUAUCUACCAAGGAAGUAAUACGACAGUUAUAUGGCUUGGUGACGGCGACGAACGUGCCGAGUCAUCAUUUGAUCUCGCUCGACGGUUUUAUGAUCAAAGUCACGGUGAUGGGGUGUCUUCUCAAGGGAUUUUGAUGCUCAUGAAAGAAUUGACAAACACCGAAUAUUGA